This is a messenger RNA of Hydractinia symbiolongicarpus, 675 nucleotides long. RefSeq lists its product as uncharacterized. The record is from RefSeq and is a predicted model, not a curated record. The transcript has 3 exons. Lineage: Eukaryota; Metazoa; Cnidaria; Hydrozoa; Anthoathecata; Hydractiniidae. The coding region runs from base 1 to 675 and encodes 224 amino acids.
AUGUACUAUAAACUGAAAUUUCUUAUUCGGAUGUCAGACAGGGAGAAAAUAUUCCAAACAAUUCCAGCAGUUUUUAAGCAAAAAUUUCCAAGGCUAACAAGCAUUAUAGACUGCUUUGAAAUAUUUAUUGAGGCACCAAGCAAUUUUUUAGCCAGGGGACAAUGCUACAGUCAAUACAAAAAACACUGUACAAUCAAACAAGAGCAAGAUAAGUACAAAGCCCCCUUUCCCCCAGUAUCAAUGUUCAAAAGCUGUGCUAACACGUUUCCAAACAUUGAUAAUGGGGGAGAGGGGGUAGGAAAGGAUUAUACUGCACUUUUUGUAGCUUACUGCCAAUAUAUUUUGACCGGGAUUGUAGGUGCAGUGAACUUUAUUUCAAGUUGUUAUGGAGGCAUGCCUCUGGAGAAUCAGAUUUUACAACAACAAAGUAAGAAGCAGCUGUCAGCAGAAGAAAUCGAGUCAACACGAAAAAUUGCAUCAGUAAGAAUACAUAUCGAAAGAGUGAUUGGUCUUCUUAAAAACCGCUACAUUAUACUGAAAGGCAUCAUGCCAAUAAGAUGUGUUAAAAGUAUGAAGGACGAAAAACUUGAUGAGACUCUAGCUUAUUGUGACAAAAUUGUUACGGUUUGCGCAGCAUUGUGUAACUUAAGUGAAAGCAUAGUUCAUAGGAAGUAA